AUGACUGAGAAGCAGGAGACGUUUGGCUUUGCCGCGGACAUCAGCCAGUUGCUUGACCUUAUCAUCAACACGUUCUACAGCAACAAGGAGAUUUUCCUUCGUGAGCUGAUUUCGAACUCGUCCGAUGCUUUGGACAAGGUGCGCUACGAGUCGCUCACCGACCCAAGCGUGCUGGACGCUGAGAAGGACUUGUACAUCCGCAUCACCCCUGACAAAGAGAACAAGACCCUCAGCAUCCGCGACACUGGUAUCGGUAUGACCAAGGCCGACCUCGUGAACAACAUUGGUACCAUUGCCAAGUCUGGCACCAAGGCAUUUAUGGAGGCACUUCACUCUGGUGCCGACAUUAGCAUGAUUGGCCAGUUUGGUGUCGGUUUCUACUCUGCAUACCUUGUCUCGGACAAGGUGCAGGUUAUCACCAAGCACAACGACGACAACCAGUACAUUUGGGAGAGCUCUGCGGGUGGUACUUUUACCAUUACCGAGGACACGACUGGUCCCAGCCUCGGCCGCGGUACCAACAUGAUCCUCCACCUCAAGGAGGACCAGCUCGAGUACCUCGAGGAGAAGCGCAUCAAGGACAUUGUCAAGAAGCACUCUGAGUUUAUCUCGUACCCUAUUCAACUGCUCGUUACCAAGGAGAUUGAGAAGGAGGUCGAUGAGCCGGAGACGGAGACGGCCGAUGAUGACAAGAAGCCCAAGAUUGAGGAGGUCGAAGAAGACGGCGACAAGAAGAAGAAGAAGACGAUUAAAGAGACGGUCGAGGAGAAUGAGGAGCUCAACAAGACCAAGCCCCUUUGGACCCGUAACCCCGAGAGCGUCUCGUCUGAGGAGUAUGCUUCGUUCUACAAAACGAUUGCGAACGACUGGGAAGACCACCUUGCCGUCAAGCACUUUUCCAUUGAGGGCCAGCUUGAAUUCAAGGCACUCGUCUUUGUGCCCAAGCGUGCUCCGUUUGACCUCUUUGAGUCGAAGAAGAAGCGCAGCAACAUCAAGCUUUAUGUCCGCCGCGUUUUCAUCACUGAAGACUGUGACGAGCUGAUGCCGGAAUACCUCAACUUUAUCAAGGGUGUCGUUGACUCGGAGGACCUCCCGCUCAACAUUUCUCGUGAAGUGCUCCAGCAGAACAAGAUUCUCAAGGUUAUUCGCAAGAACCUUGUUAAGAAGACGCUCGACAUGAUCUCGGAGAUUGCCGAGGACAAGGAGUCGUACAACAAGUUUUACGAGGCCUUUGGUAAAAACAUCAAGCUCGGUAUCCACGAGGAUGCUGGCAACCGCCAGAAGCUCGCAGAGUUCUUGCGCUUCUACUCGACCAAGGGUGGCGACGAGAUGACCAGUCUGAAGGACUAUAUCACGCGCAUGCCUGAGAUCCAGAAGAACAUUUACUAUCUUACUGGCGAGAGCCUGCAGGCUGUCCGCGACUCGCCCUUCCUCGAGGUGCUUAAGAAGAAGGGCUUCGAGGUCAUUCUCAUGGUGGACCCCAUUGACGAGUACGCCGUCUCGCAGCUCAAGGAGUUUGAUGGCCACAAGCUCGUCUCUGUUUCGAAGGAGGGCCUUGAGCUCGAGGAGACGGACGACGAAAAGAAGCAGCGCGAGGAAGAGGCCAAGCAGUUUGAGGAGCUUACCAAGACGAUCAAGGACGUGCUGGGCGACCGUGUCGAAAAGGUGACUGUGUCGAGCCGCAUUGUCGGCUCCCCCUCUGUCCUUGUUACCGGCCAGUUUGGCUGGUCUGCCAACAUGGAGCGUAUCAUGAAGGCCCAGGCCCUCCGUGACUCGUCCAUGUCGCAGUACAUGGCCUCGAAGAAGACGAUGGAGAUUAACCCGCACAACCCCAUUAUCAAGGAGCUUUCUUCCAAGGCGGCGGAGGACAAGAACAGCCCUAUGGUGCGCGACCUUGUCUUCUUGCUCUACGACAGCAGCUUGCUCACGUCUGGUUUCACCCUUGACAACCCGCAAGAGUUUGCAAACCGCCUCUUUAAGCUCAUUAACCUCGGCCUGUCGAUUGACGAUACGGAGGAGGCUCCUGCUGUUCAGGAGGACAGCAAGGCCGACGCAGUCGCUGGUGACACGGCUAUGGAGUCGAUCGACUAA
This is a messenger RNA of Malassezia vespertilionis, 2091 nucleotides long. RefSeq names its product Hsp90 chaperone hsp82 (gene HSP82). Lineage: Eukaryota; Fungi; Basidiomycota; Malasseziomycetes; Malasseziales; Malasseziaceae. Gene Ontology annotation, cellular component: plasma membrane; protein-containing complex; perinuclear region of cytoplasm. Gene Ontology annotation, biological process: cellular response to heat; protein stabilization; protein folding. The coding region runs from base 1 to 2091 and encodes 696 amino acids. Gene Ontology annotation, molecular function: ATP binding; ATP hydrolysis activity; ATP-dependent protein folding chaperone. The transcript has a single exon. The record is from RefSeq and is a predicted model, not a curated record.